AUGGAGGAUAACCUCAAGGAAUACCAGGUCAAAUUGAUUGCGCUUGGUGGUGCCAUUGGUAGUGGUUUAUUCAUCAGUAGUGCCCAAGCAUUGGCCCAAGCGGGUCCUGCUGGUUGUCUUAUCGGCUACUCGGUGAUUGCCAUAUUGAUCUACUUCAUUGUCCAGGCCUUGGGAGAGCUCACCAGCACAUAUCCCGUUAAGGGAAAUUUUCUUGUCUACAGCACCCGUUUUAUCGACGAAUCCUGGGGCUUCGCCAUGAACUGGAACUAUGCCCUCCAGUGGAUUGUCACCAUUCCACUCUCGUUGGUGUCUGCAUCCUUAACCAUCGAAUUCUGGGGUGGAGGUAUCAACCCUGCCGUGUGGGUGGCAGUUUUCUAUGUGUUGGUUUGCGCUAUCAACAUUUUUGGAGUGAAAGGCUACGGAUAUGGUGAGUCUUUUUUUUCCAUCAUCAAGGUGUUGGCCAUCGUUGGGUUCUGUAUUCUCGCCAUUAUUCUCAUUGCUGGUGGAGGCUCCCAGGGCUACGUCGGAGGCAAACACUGGCACGAGCCAGGUCCCUUUGCCCAUUCGCUCAAAGGAACCUUGGGUACUUUGGUAAACGCUGCAUUCAGUUUUGCCGGUACUGAGUUGGUAGCCAUCGCUGCAGGAGCAGCUCCCAACCCCAGAAGAGCUCUCAGCAAUGCCAUUAAGCAGAUUUUCUGGAGAAUUUCAGUGUUCUACAUGCUUUCGAUCACUUUAAUCUGCUUCUUGGUUCCCUACAACGAUCCGUCAUUGUUGGGUAAUUCCUCGUCGUCAGCAUCGCCAUUUGUGAUUGCCAUCAAGAAUGGGGGAGUCAAGGUGUUGCCUUCUAUAUUCAAUGCGGUGAUCCUUUUGGCAGUGUUGUCAGUGGCCAAUGCCUCGGUGUUCGCUUCCUACAAGCCUUUGGUGGCGUUGUCAGAGGCAGGCCACGGCCCCAAGUUUUUGUCGUAUAUCGACAGAAAAGGCAGACCCAUCUAUUCGAUCUUGAUCUGCUUGGCAUUUGGGCUCAUUGGCUUUGUCAGUGCCUCUUCGAAGCAGCAGGUGGUUUUCGACUGGUUGUUGGCCAUCAGUGGCUUGUCCACCAUCUUCAUUUGGCUCUCCAUCUCUUUGGCACAGGUCAGAGUGAACUACGCCUGCAAGGUCCAAGGCAUAGCUCUUGACAACAAGCCCUUCAACGCUGUGGGUGGAGACAACGGGGCCUACUUGUCAAUUUUCAUCUGCAUCAUCAUUUUGAUGGCCCAGUUCUACGUGGCUUUGUUUCCGGUAGGAGGCCCACAAUUGGACGCAAAUGGAUUCUUCAAAGCCUAUGUGUCGGCACCUAUUGUGGCCGUGAUGUUUGUUGGGCACAAGAUCUGGACCAAAAACUGGAGGUUAUAUAUUCCAGCAGAUAAGAUCGAUAUCACCACCGGAAGAAGCGUGGUGGACCCCGACGUGGCUCAACAGGAAAAGAUUGAGGACGAUGAGAGAUGGAAAGCCCAAAGCUGGGGCUAUAGGUUCUUGCACACCUGGUGCUAG
This is a messenger RNA of Suhomyces tanzawaensis NRRL Y-17324, 1530 nucleotides long. RefSeq lists its product as uncharacterized. The transcript has a single exon. Bases 1 to 1530 code for a protein of 509 amino acids. The record is from RefSeq and is a predicted model, not a curated record. Gene Ontology annotation, molecular function: amino acid transmembrane transporter activity. NCBI's taxonomy places the organism in Eukaryota, Fungi, Ascomycota, Pichiomycetes, Serinales, Debaryomycetaceae. Gene Ontology annotation, cellular component: membrane. Gene Ontology annotation, biological process: amino acid transmembrane transport.